ACAAAUUUGCCCGUAUCAUACGUAUCAAAUGUGUUAAAAAAUAUUGACACUAGAGCUGGUUUAUAAUUCAAAAUAUUACGUUUUCAAAUUCAUAGAAAAUAUAUUGCUGUUUUUAGUUCUUUCUUUCGUUUAUUUUUUCUAUAACAUCUUGCGGUACUCUACUUAGCGGAUGUAAACAAAGCCGGUUCCUGCUUCCGGUUACGAUUCUUGUCCGCUUCAAAUAAAUUUUUGUUCCAUAUUCAAAUCGGAAAACAUCACCAUGAGUAAAGCACAUCCUCCAGAGUUGAAAAAAUAUAUGGACAAAAGGCUUACACUAAAAUUAAAUGGUGGCAGACAAAUUGUGGGUACUUUACGAGGAUUUGAUCCCUUUAUGAACUUAGUAGUGGAUGAAUCCAUGGAAAAAUUAAAAACUGGUGGAGAACAACCUAUUGGAAUGGUGGUUGUUAGAGGAAACAGUAUAGUAUUAUUAGAAUCUUUAGAGAGGGUCUAGUGGUUUGUAGAUCAAACUAAAAAUUGUCAAGAAGACAAUGCAAAAAAUCAUGUUGUAUUUUUCAUUUUAAAUCAUUUUUUGUAGAUCAUUGUCAUUCUCAUAUUUCAUCAUGUAAAUAAAUUCAUGCCUUCAUCAUUA
This is a messenger RNA of Lottia gigantea (owl limpet), 628 nucleotides long. RefSeq lists its product as hypothetical. Bases 260 to 490 code for a protein of 76 amino acids. The record is from RefSeq and is a predicted model, not a curated record. Gene Ontology annotation, molecular function: RNA binding. Lineage: Eukaryota; Metazoa; Mollusca; Gastropoda; Lottiidae. Gene Ontology annotation, biological process: mRNA splicing, via spliceosome; spliceosomal snRNP assembly. The transcript has 4 exons. Gene Ontology annotation, cellular component: U12-type spliceosomal complex; U4 snRNP; U2-type prespliceosome.